Messenger RNA from Lecanosticta acicola, 786 nucleotides. The record is from the annotation of a GenBank genome assembly. NCBI's taxonomy places the organism in Eukaryota, Fungi, Ascomycota, Dothideomycetes, Mycosphaerellales, Mycosphaerellaceae.
AUGCCCUCUCUCACACCCUCCCUCAUCGCUCUCGCCUUCAUGUCGAUUCCCUCCUCGGCGCUCCCUUAUGCUGGCAACGGCAACAUCCCCUACAUCAACCUCGAUCUCACUGCAACACCCAGCCUCCCCCUGAGAGAGGUCUCGAAUACCGGCGCAAGCCCCCUCCCAUCGCCAACCGGAACCCUCAAAUCCAUCCAACUCGGCCUCGGUUUCCAGAACUACACCUGCAGCAGUUCAGCCUGGAUCCAGACCGUCCCCUCGGCCGGCGCAAUCGCCAACCUCUACGACAUCACUCGCCUCGUCACUCAAUACACCUCCGACUCCUACACCCAGACCACUCUCCACGCCUUCGAAGACUGCCUCAAAGCCACCUUCUGCCAACCUUCCCCGGGGAACAACUACUGCGCCUCCUGCCAUCAGAUCGCCACCGCAGCCCUCUCCGCCUCCCUCUCGGGCCUCCACUUCUUCGAACAGAUCAACAACGCCCAGACCCCCAAUUUCCACAUCUGGGCUCCUCCCCCCACGACCGACUCCGACGAAUACCUCUCCGCGAAGAAGGUCGGCACCGCCAAGGCUGCCCAGAAUGCCUACGCGGGCGCCAAUGCCCUCGGCGCCGUCGCCUGGCUCUACCUCGUCGACAACGGAGACGGCAGGACCAAAAAUCUCAAGAGCGUCUAUCGCAUCGAAACGGCAGGCGGUGUUGCGCCGGCUUCUUGUGAGGUUCCGGGCGAAACCCUGCAGGUUCCUUAUGCGGCGGAAUACUGGUUUUACGACGGAGGGAAAUGA